Cottoperca gobio is the source of this 4587-nucleotide messenger RNA. RefSeq lists its product as uncharacterized. Gene Ontology annotation, molecular function: cytokine activity; CD4 receptor binding. Gene Ontology annotation, biological process: induction of positive chemotaxis; leukocyte chemotaxis. The transcript is spliced from 8 exons. The record is from RefSeq and is a predicted model, not a curated record. The coding region runs from base 899 to 4198 and encodes 1099 amino acids. NCBI's taxonomy places the organism in Eukaryota, Metazoa, Chordata, Actinopteri, Perciformes, Bovichtidae.
UUCCGUUACACACAAGAAUAUGAACUGCAUCUCCUCUCCCUUGAGCUAUGAAAGGCUCGUGUGAGAGGAAGUUUGAAGUUUUGAAGUUUGAAGUGUCAUUGGGGCAUGUAUGUAAGCGCGUGUGUGUGUGUGGGUGUGUGUGUGUGUGCACUCCCUGUUGAGCCGUUUAGCGGGUGACACAUUGAUGUGCAUUCAGGAAUGCUGCCCUGUGAGAAGAGGAAAACAAGGAGAAAACAACAAUAGGAGGGGGAGGAGAGAGAAAGAGGCACAGACACAGAAAGAGAGAAAGAAAGAGAGAGAGGAUAAACCAGUGUGGCAGGUUUGUGUCACUGUACACACUCCAUCAUGCAAAGCUGACAGAGAGAGUUCAAGAGAGAGAGGAGGUAGGAGCUGAUGUCAUUGCGGAGCGCUGCCUUCAUUAUGAACCUGUGACAACACAGUGGUGUAGGACAAGUAAAGAACUCCCUCCUAGAGAAGUUUCAGGCAGUUGUUGUCUUCCUUUGGCUCCAUGAGACCGAUACGCGCUGCACAGAGACUGAUUGAUGGCGCUUUAAUGCAUUGUUUUUACUGGCUGGAUUGCAGUUUGGAAGCUGUUUGCUGAAGUCGUGCUGGGGGAACCGAAGACUCCAAGGGAAAGAACGACAAGAGAUCAAGGAGAGAAUCCCAGAGGAGUAAUCUCUUUUCGACCACAAAACAGACAAUCAUCAGGAGCAUCGCUGAAAUAUCAAACUUUUUAAUGCAGGAUUUCUUUCUGUGGAAGAAACUAUUGAGAGGGCUGUAAUUGCCCAGAUUGCAGUCUUGUUGCUUGGAAUCGCUUAAAUAUCAAGUUCACUCUUCCGCUCUUUUUUUGGGAUUUGGCACUUGACAGCAGGUCAUUAACUUUGUUUACUCUCAGACAAUGGACUUGUCCAUGCUCCCUACUCAAGGGAGUGAGUAUGACAAGCAGAAGGCAAGAGCGUGCUUCACUGUCCGCUCAGCUAACUCUCCCUCUUACAGUCUGACUCGCAGGCCAGGUAUUAGGAAACCCAGAGGAUUUUCAGACCAGGAGAGGGAGAGUACUAAGGAAGUCGACGAGAGAGAGAGAUAUGGGCCUCUCACUGGCACAAAUGGUACAAACACGGAGGAGGAUCGCAAAGUCACUGGUUAUCAAGCCAGGACUGAGAGUCGCAGCAGUGUCAAAGAUCAAUGUGAGGAGAAGGAAACAUCUGGUCAUAAAAGGUCUACCAAGCUGAACCAGAAUGGCACAGCAGACAAAACUAUCAAAGAGUUUGGCACUGACAGAAAUAGAAACUGUAACCCUGCUUCUGAAAGCCGGGGCAGGACGCUCUGGAGGGGAUACGACCUCUCUUAUAGAAGUAAGAGUUUGGAUUGGAGAACAGGGGACACAAGCCCUGAAAGGGGCAAAAUGGCUGACAUGUCUGUGCUGUCGACCAAACGCGGCUUGGAUGAAAGAAGGACUGGAGUUGAAGGAGUGAGGGGCAGGAUGAUGUCUUCAGUACAGUCCUAUAACUCUGCAGGUACAAGUAAUGAUCAAGAGAGGAGCCCAGGGAGUCAUAUGAGUCAGACUUUGGACAGAGCCACUAGGGGUAAUUCUCUCCCCACUAGGUUUAGGUGCCUGUCUGGAUUUGGCUCUGGUGUCUUAGGGACGGCUUCUUCGUUUGGGCCCAAAGGAGGUCAGAGUAUAAUGGAGCGGAUAGAGAAACUCUAUGGGUCAGCAAAUUUUGGUAAAAUGGAGGAUUGUAGCAAUAUUAGGGACUUCUCUACCCCUGUGACGUGCCAAUACAGAGAAACCAGCAAAGACGCCCUUGUUUCGCCACAGCAGAGGUCAUAUGAGAGGGCAUCAGGGGGAACCUUCCCAAGGCGUUUCUCAUCUGAAGAGAGAAGCAGCCCUAGUCCAGUGCAAAGCACAAAAUCAUUUACCUGGACACAAAAAGACACUAAAGGUUUUGAGAUUUCAUUUACUCCAGGGAUAAGCAGGACCAGGGAGAGACUGUCAGGUGUACAGUGGGAAGGACAGAUCCAGAGCAGGUACUCAGAGGAAGGGAGAGUGAACUGGGGUAGAGGGUUAGAGGAAAUGAGGACAAAGUCUCUAGAUAGAGCGAGGAGCAGGUACUCUGUAGCAUCUCAGAUAAGAUCUGCAAGGGCUGCAGCAGGAGUUACUGCAUCUCCACAGUCAAACACUUUCUUAGAAGGAGAGCGAUCAGUUUCUUUGAGAGACUUGUCUGUUUUAAGAGAGACGGAAUUGAAGAGUAGCAGCACCGAGGAAGAUGUGUUUGAAUCAAACCCACUGAAAAUCCCAAUAAAAACAAUAGAGAGGAAGAAAUUCCCAGAGAGGUCGGCAGCCAGUGUGAGAAAUAAGAUCAAUCAGUUUGAGGCUCUCACACAGAGAGGCCACGGUUUGCCUACAGGACAGGUCCUGAUGCCCAGACGGGCCUUUUCUGUGCCAGCACAGCUCCACAGUGCUUAUGAUGGCGUGAAAAAGAGUGGGUCAGCUAAAGCAAUAGGUGGAUUGAAACACAAGUGGGAGGAAUUGAAAGAGGGAAAGGAGGCAGGGGAUGAGACUGGAGCACGAAAAAGGCUUGGGUCAAAUAGGUCUUUAUCAGUGGAUGAGGUUGCACUUGGAUUAGGGAGGAAAGAGAGAGAAGGGGAUGAUUUGGUUGAGAAUCAAGGAAAAGAAACAAAUAACUAUUGUGCUGAUGAUUUUGGUAAAAAUUCAAGACUCAAGAGUACACUAGAAAUCCCGCUUAAUGGAGGACCUCAAAGACUCAGUAGAAACCUUUACAUAGAUGAGACAGAUUUCCACAAAAUCUCAAGCCCUGUGGAAGCAAGCAAGAGAUCAUUCUUGUUACUGUCCGACUCCAGUGACACCUCCGCUGGUGUGCAGAAAACAACACUCCCUCAUGUUACUUCACGAGUUGGUGAUGACGACAAGACUCCAACAAACUCUGUAAACAACUCACCCUUUCUUUCACCUACCACACAACCGGAAAUCGCCUUUCUCAUUGCAGAAACAGAAACGGAAAAUACUUCUGUCAUCGCACAGGCAACCAAAACUCCCGAACGACAUUCCCCACUUCCCCCUCAUCCCCUCGCCUCUUCGUCCCACAGCAACCUCCCUGAUCUCAUGUCACCAGAUGUCAACACAGCCCAUCGAAAUGGUAAGAAACAGUUGUUGGACCUGGAGGCUUGGGUAGCUGGCUUGAACCCAAAGAGUAAGGUCUGGAAUGACGAAGAAGAUGAUUAUGAGGAUGAUGAUGAUGAUGAUGAUGAUGAAAGUACACAGAGGGAUGAGGAUUCAAACUAUGACUCAGACUCCGGAGAGUCCUCGGUGACCAUCACCAGUAACAUGAGCCAGUCAGAUCACAAGAGCUUCUGUGUUAGUCUUUCAGACCUGUGUAACUUUGGUGGAGUAGACUAUGAGUCGGAGAAUGUAAGCAAUGUGACAAACAGUCGGACUGCCUCGCUGAGUUCAGACAUGUCUGCCCUGUCCUGUGUGUCCGUGAUGCCCAGUGAGGAGCUCGACAGGCUGUUGGAGGAUGUCAGGAGCGUGGGGGACAGCACCCUGCAGGACUAUGACGACGUGCAGGUGGUGGUUCUGCAUAAGGACAUGGGAGUGGGACUAGGCUUCAGUGUGGCGGGAGGUGUGGACCAGAACAAGCCCGUCACUGUCCACAAGGUGUUUCACUCAGGUGUGGCAGCCCAGGAAGGCUCCAUAAGAGAAGGCGACCAGGUCCUGUCAAUCAAUGGCACAGCACUGAGAGGCUAUGCCCACUGGGAGGCCCUGAGGGUCCUGAGAAGAGCGAAGACUCGCGAGAUGGGCGUGGUGGUACUGAGGAGGGGGGAGAUUAGCAGUGUCCGUAAGAGGGGAGGGCGGACAAAUAAUGAGGGACCAACACAGACUCCGUUAACCGAGACAGGUCAGCUUCUGUGUGUGCGACUGGAGAAGAACAGCAGGGAUCUGGGCUUCAGCCUGGAGGGAGGUGUUGACUCCAAUCUGGAGAACAGACCACUCACUGUACAGAAGAUCUUCCAGGGAGGUCCUGUCGACAAGAUGUAUCCUGGUGACGAGGUUGAAGAGAUAGAAGGUAUGAGCGUGGUGGGGAUGAGACGCCUGGAAGCCUGGACUUUGAUCAGAAGACUGCCCCCUGGGCCUGUGGACGUGGUGCUUCGUCGCCCUCUUAAACACCUGGAAACAUGAGGAUUGUUGAGGUACAUCGAGCGCAGUUAAGCUCAGUGACUGAUGACGGACAAGAACUGAAAGCCAUCCAUAUAGUGGCUAAGAACUAGACAUGGAUUAAGAGAGCUAUCUGGGCUAACUAUUUGUACUCAUUAUAACACAUCCCUAUAGGAAAUAUAAUCUUGGAGACCAGGUUGAAAGUGUGUAUCUUUCUCUCUUUAUCUACAGGAUUACAUCUACCUCAAGGCCUGGGAUAUUUCUGUACCCACCAUUAUUAAAGUGCACUGAUGGCUCAUACAUUUAUCAAGCAACCUUUGUAACAGAUACUUUGGUCACACAUGUUGUAAUAUAUUGUGAAUAGAAGCUAACUGCAUUUAUAUUGCUUUUUAAUAAAUCCUAAUUUAAAGUAA